CUGAUGUUUAUUUGAUCGCAUUCAUUUCCCAAAAUACCGUAUGGUAUUUUAGAGAUGAAGUUGAUUUGGGUCCCGUGAUGCGGACACUCUUUCGUGAUGAUGAGGAAAAAGAUUUCUUCCAAAUUCCCUUUGAAGCUUCAUAUGGUCACCUUCAGAGCAAGCUCAAGGAUAGAUCGGGCCGUCAAGACUGUGACUUAGGGAAUAAUCAAUUCAGCUCUUGCAUAUCUAAACUGUAUGGAAUCCGGAGGGAUGAUCGUCAGAGGGAUUAUACCAUUGCAUCUGCUUUUCUGGUUUUCAUUCAAAUGCUCUCUGAAUCCAUGAGGUUAAGGAAAUUUAACCGUAAAGUAGCCGACGUUGUUCAGCCUACACACGGAGUUUACGGUCAGUUUCAAGCCGAUGAAUUUGACAUGAGUUGUCAAAACAACUGGAGAACUUUGUCAGAAGCGAUAUUGGAACAAAACAAGGUCACCGACAAGUUGAAGAGGGCAAUUACCUUGGGUUUUCACAGAGUUGUCGAUACGGUGAGAAAAGCUAAAAAAAUCGUUCAACUUUUGAAACGUAAAAGAUGUGAAAUCGUCCUCAGUCUCAAUCUCUGCUUUGGCCCUGCGUUUACAGUCUUCACUCUACGGCAGACGAAUGCUAUUUCAAUGGCAGACAAGGAGUCACCGCCGUUGCUCUCCCUGCUAGCACGCAUCCCGCCGUCGGCACCCUGCGGUCGUGCAUCCCAUCUCUAUCAGCCGAUUUAUGCUUUGAUCGCCAUCGUCCACCAGAGGAAAAGUCUAUUCAACUGCAGUAGUGAGAGAGGAGAAGAGUUUAUUCACACAAUGACAAGAGGAAAAACGAACUAAUGUAUCAAACUGAAGAGACUAUGAAGCUAUCGUUAUUGGUGUUUCAUAGAGAUCAAAUGGAAGCCCAACAGAUGAAAUUCCAUGGAAAAUGAGAGCAUCAAUUCUCUAUUCUGUUCAAACACAUCAUGACGUGCUAAGUUCUAUAGUAGUUUGCCAAUAUGAGUGCAGUAUUUUCACAGCAGGCCGGUGAUUUUGCAAGUUUCAUAGGAUUAGUUCAUACGUAGUACAUGGAAGUUUUCGAGGUUGGAUCCUGUCUCUAGCUUCUAUAUCCAUGAACAUGUGCUCUUCAUUUGUGUUACUGGUUAUAGGCUAUUUUAAUUAAUAAGUGUUUGCUUUGAACCUCACCUAUGCUGUUAACAUUCUACGCAACUAACUUGUAAUGGGGAUAAUACACAUUAUAGACUUAAUUACAUUUAUUUUUCAUUUUCUUCCAGAUUGUGAAUGAUAUUAGUAUAUCAACGUCCUCCAAUAGAGUAGCUUCUUGUGAUAAGAUUGUACAUGUUUGAAAUGGACAAACUGGGAAGGCUUGUGUUUUAACUUAGCUUCUUGUGAUAAGAUUGUACAUGUUUGAAAUGGACAAACUGGGAAGGCUUGUGUUUUAACUUGUAACCAGAUAUAAUUUGCAGCUGGAUAUUUGUUUGUCAGAGACUUCAUGCACAAGGGAUGAAGGGAUGUAACUUACUCCAAUCUAUGAAAUAUCAAUGGUCC
Cuscuta epithymum is the source of this 1556-nucleotide messenger RNA. The record is from the annotation of a GenBank genome assembly. Lineage: Eukaryota; Viridiplantae; Streptophyta; Magnoliopsida; Solanales; Convolvulaceae.